Messenger RNA from Vitis riparia (riverbank grape), 1495 nucleotides. RefSeq lists its product as uncharacterized. The record is from RefSeq and is a predicted model, not a curated record. NCBI's taxonomy places the organism in Eukaryota, Viridiplantae, Streptophyta, Magnoliopsida, Vitales, Vitaceae. The coding region runs from base 179 to 1375 and encodes 398 amino acids. The transcript has a single exon.
CUCCAUCUCUGUCCAUCUCUCUCCCCGUCUCUCUCCAGUCUCUCCCCUUUAUUCACGCCGCUUUCAUUUCCUCAAUCACACAAUUUUUUCUUUUGUCUCUCCCACAGCAGUUUGCACCAUAACCUCCCUUUGCUCUCCCUUCUACAACAAUUCCCCCAUCUUCAUCUCCUGAAAAAAAAUGUCUGAAUUGUCUUUCUCAAAUGCUAACAAACCUCACUUCUCCAUCAGUCUUCUCCUCUCUGACUUAAUGCUCUUAUUUUCCUCCAUUAUCUCCCACCCUCUUUACUUCUUGUACUUUGUCUUCUUCUCUCCCUACAUCUUCAAGCUCCUCUCUUUUCUCUCCCCCCUCUUCAUCACCACCUUCCUCCUUGUCCUUGCUCUUCUCACUGUCUCUCCAACCCUUCUCCUCUCCCCCGAAUCCUCUGACUCCAAACUGGGGUUUCUCCUUGAGAAAUGCGGGUCUGUUCUGGACAAGUUACGGCCAAUUGUGGACGGCCAAUGUGAAGAUCUUCGAUGCUUUGAGGAGCUUGAAGCGUACAAGAUUGUGUUCGAGGCAGCUACCUUUGAGGUAAGAGAUGAAGAGCGCCAACCUUUGGAGCUGGAAUCGGAGGAAAAACACUGCUUGCCGGCCUUUGAAGGAGCGGUGGUGGUGAAAACUGAGAAUGUUGCAGAAGAAAAGAGAGGAGAAGGGUUGUUGGAGGUGGGUGAGGAUGGAAACAUAUCUGAGAAAGUGAAAGACAAGAAAGUCAAGGCAGUUGGCGCAGAGACCGAUAAAGUUGAUGGACAGGAAGAAAGGUUGACCACAGGAGUAUCCGAGGGAAUGGGGAGCAAAAUUGGCGAAAUCGCACUUAGAGUGACUGCCGAUAAUGGUGGAGACUACACUUCAAAAGGGACAGACAAUUCGCAGAUGGUGGCUGCAAGUGUUCAAAGUAGUGAAGGUGUCUACUACUACUCUCCUAAAAGAGAUAUGGAGAAUCUGGGGAGCUUUGGAUCAAUGAGGAAGGAAAAGGAGUGGAAGCGGACGCUGGCCUGCAAGCUCUUUGAGGAGCGAAACAAUGCAGACGGGGGCGAAGGCAUGGACUUGCUUUGGGAGACAUACGAGACGGAUUCGAGCAAGGUGAUGAAGGCAAAAAAUGAUAGGAAAAAGAGUAAGAAGAAAGGGGAGGAGGUGGGUUACUACAGUGGGGAGGAAGAUGAGGAGGAGGAGGAGGAAGGGAUGGAUAGGCAAUUGUGUUGCUUACAAGCUUUGAAAUUCUCAGCAGGGAAGAUGAAUCUGGGAAUGGGGAGGCCUAAUCUUGUGAAGUUCACCAAGGCCUUGAAGGGAAUUGGAUGGUUGCAUCAGGUCAGCAGGCAUGGCAGAAAAGCCCACCGCUGAAACAGAUUCAUUUCAAUUGCUAGUAGUAGCAAGCCAAUAUGUCUUUUUAUUGUUUUUUGUUUAAGAAAUUGCAAGUAAAUAUUAUAUUAUAUCAUAUUAAUUUCUUGGUUCUUCUCCCAA